AUGACUGUCGACCGCGUUACGGCGCAGAUCCAAAGGUUGGCGCUGGCCAAAUCAACGGCUUUUACUAAUUCGGCCUUGUCAGUGGUACAAGUCGCAGAAACAAACCCGACGGGGCAAGGCGGUCGGCUGGCUUCUCGACUUGUCCGCGACUGGUUUGCUGGUCAUCCUAGGCGGCAAAGGCAGGAGAAGCCAAACUCGGAUCCCCGACUCACGGAGCAGAAUCAGGGGCCGUCGGUCGAGUGCCCACCCCUGCGCAUCUUUCCUCCUCGCUCGGAUGGAAGCCCAGACCAUGACCUGAUCGUUCAGCCGGGGCAAAGCUAUGGAGCAGCACAUGAUCCCGAAGGCCGGGGCAGGACGCUCAUAUCCUGCAUGUGCCGGUGCUGCCGUUACCACUUCGUUUUCAAGAUUAACCCAUCUCCUCACAAAGAUGGCGCUGGGCACCUGCAACACCAUUUCCGGGUCGUGGAGGCCUCCUGGAACGGCCUUUCCGAGGCUGCGGCGUUCCACCACUCGAAGCCUAGUCCCCACCUGUGUCGGUUUCAGUACGCCUGCACGCUCUGUGCCGUCUCCGUCGACCUAGAGAUAUCGCUCCCACGACUGAAACCAACGUGGCUGAAGAUGAUAAUGGAUGAGAAGAGGAUUAAAGAGUCGCUCAAGGUCGCGAAGAAACAAGACCCAACCCGCUAUGCGGAUGUCACUGCGGAGAAAGAGACUCACUACGUUACGACCGUGCUUUACACCUUGAGCCAGUACCUCAAGAACGUUCUCGACGACGACGGGAAGGGGUCGCGAAAGAAGAUAUCGUGCCGGAACAAAACCUUUAUGGUGCAGUUCGGCCGGGAUUGCGACCAGGUCUUUCGAUACCUGGGCUUCGAGGAGGAAGAAGAUCAGGCCGCCAACGAGUCUUACUGGCUGCCACCACAGCUACCGCCUCAAGAGGGCAAGACACCCAUUGGGUCUCCGAGAGCCUUCUAUGAUGAUGUUAGGUCGGAAGUGCAGAGCAUACUAGACUACAAACCUCCCGUGCAGGGGGAACCCGUUGUCCGGCCCGUCUCGGCAUCCGCCCGAGACGAACUCGAGAAGGCUCUGGAGUGUGACAGGAGCCACCGCAGCUUCAGCACAUUGUCCGUCAACAAGAACGAGGAGGAACACUUUGCUGCUCUGGGGGCGCCCGUUGAUGCGGAUGAUGCCUUGAUCAAGUUUGCCUUCAAUAGACAGGUGGAACUCGACCCCGAAAAUACGCCAAUUUAUCUCGAAGCGCUCGGUACGCUAGCUGCUCGCCGCUCGGAGGAGCUCCAGAUGUUUGUGUUUACUCACCAAGAACUGCUCGCGAAGCAAAAAGAGACUGCGACUAGUACUGUGGAAAGCACACCAGUUGAAAAGGCCUACGCCCAUUUUGGGCUUUCAAAGGCGUGCCCCGAGGACGCAAAGUAUUUUAUUGGUGUCUACAGGACUUACAGGGAGCAGUCCCCCGCACAAAAGUCAGACCACCGGCUUGCUCUGCUCCGCAUUGGGAAGGACCGACACAGCGAGGAAAUCUUGAAAGAGGUGUUCGAGACGCAGAUGGACCUUCCUGAAGCCUGCCAGUUCUUGCGUGUAGAGGGCGAGUGGCCAAUGGACAGUAUUGCCGUAUCCGCACAGAGUGUGGCUUCGGAACUGGACUCAGACCAACUAGACCUUCAACUCCUCGCACUGGACACCAUUGCCCUCAAGCGGCCGAUGAACGACCCCAACCGCCCAGCCUUUGACGGCAUCGUGGCCGAACUACGAUCCCGCCUGACCCAGUUUAUCUCCAACAACCCAGCGGAAGAGGCCCGGGGUCCUCAGCACGCUGUCGAUGUGGACUUACCGGUUGGUCUUGCGAACCUGCGGAAUACGUGCUACCUCAACAGCAUCCUGCAGUACUUCUACUCGGUCAAAGCCGUCAGGAACCUCGCCGUUACGUCCGAGUUGAACCCCUUGGAGCCCACUGAAGCCAAUCUUAGCAGUAUUCUACGCAUUGGCAGUAAUGGCGGCAGCGAUGGACCAGAUCAAAGCCCGUCCGAGUUGGAGACUGGCCGGGCUUUCGUGGGUCAUGAGUUUACUCGUGAACUAAGCACUCUGUUCCGCGACCUGGAUGCCACUGGGGAGGUAUCGAUCCCGCCCCGCCAGCGUCUUGCCAACGCUGCCUUGCUGCGGCCUGAAAAAUUGCGCCCACACUCGGCCGACGUCCCUGCCGUUGCCGCCUCGGGUGACGGCGAUGCACCACCACCACCUCUCCCACCUCGUGCCGGCGAAAGUCCCCCUACCAAUGUUGCCGACGCACCCAUGGGAGAGCCCGAACAAGUCGAAGUGGAAAGCACCCGAAGUUCCCAAACAUUGGUCGAACAUCCCCGAGAGGACAACGGCCCUUUGGUUUCCACACUUGACGAUCGCUCAUCUGACAAGGCUACGGCAGCAACAGCGCCUAGCCCCGCGCACGACAUGCAAACUUCCGACACUGCCACCAGUCGCCCAAACGAAGGUGACGUAAAAAUAUCUAAGCUUACCGUGGAAGAGCUUGCCGUCGAGCUGGACAAGCCGAACGUCGGAUCCGAUCAGAUGGACGUCGACGAGGUCAUGGGCAAUGCCAUUGAUCAUUUGCGCGCCGCCUUCAAAAUUUCCAGCAUUGGCGCCCCCAAGAGCACAACCGACCCGAUUGAACAAGCCUUCUUCUCGACCUUUAUCGACAGCCGCAAAAAGCGGGGAGAAAAGGAAUGGAACCGAACCAGCCGAUCCGACCGUUGGGUGACGGCAUACCCAUCCCAGACGGGUACGAGGGGUCUUUAUGAUGCUUUGGCGAUCUCAUUCGAUUUGGAGCUGCUGCCGGACAAUCUUCUGUCCUUUACGAGCAUUGAAAAGCCCGCCCCGCACUUCCAUAUCUGUAUUCAGCGAUCCGACGGCGUCAGGAAGAACGGCAACCCGAUCACCAUUCCUGAGACACUGUACCUCGACCGCUUCAUGCAUACUGCGGACAUUCACUCGCCGCUCUUCAAGGCGAGGAAGCGCGGUUGGGACAUUAAGACUAGGUUGAACGAAAUGGAACCUGCUACAGGGGAGGAGAAGUCGAAACUUUUUGCGGACGAUCCAAACUGGACCCCGGCCAUGCGGAAACGGCUCGAGGAGGUACCUGACGAGGAAGUCGACGCGUUCCUGGUCUCAGACGAAUACAAAACCCCGUUCCCCGUGGAGCUGUAUACCAUUGACCCGGCUCUGAAGCAGUUGAUGGACAAAUACGGUGUUGCAGCGCCCAAACCUAUCCAGCCCCCCCAUCCCACUGAGCCGGUUGACAUGUUCGCCACGGAUGAUUUCUGGAAGAAGUUCGAGAUCCGUCAGAAGGAACAGAAAGAGCAGUUGACGGCCGAGCGGGAUGGGCUCUUUCGCGACGCCCAUGAUGUCGCCUACCGUCUCCACGCUGUCGUCUGUCACGCGGGGACAAGCGCUUCAGCCGGCCACUACUGGGUCUGGAUUCACGACUUUGAGGACGAUGUUUGGCGCAAGUACAACGACACGGUCGUUUCGGUGCACCCAGCUGAGUUCGUGUUCAACGAACUGAACACCAAGGGCGAGCCCUACUACCUCGCCUACGUCAAGGCCGACGAAGUCCAGAAUCUGGUCAGCGUCCCACGUCGCCAGCCGAUGGUGGCUCCGCCCGUGCCUCCGCGUCCAAACUCGGCUCACAAUGAUGUGGUAAUGACUGAUGACGCGGAUUCCGUGCUUCCUAGCAUCGAGCAAUGGGAAGACGUAGAAGUCGCCGAGGCUGCGAACGUGGACACGCCCCGCACGGCGAACAAUAACGACAAUUUUGUUCACUCACCGGACCAAAACAGAACCUAG
Dichotomopilus funicola is the source of this 3855-nucleotide messenger RNA. RefSeq lists its product as uncharacterized. Gene Ontology annotation, biological process: regulation of proteasomal protein catabolic process; protein deubiquitination; proteasome-mediated ubiquitin-dependent protein catabolic process. The transcript is spliced from 5 exons. Gene Ontology annotation, molecular function: proteasome binding; cysteine-type deubiquitinase activity. NCBI's taxonomy places the organism in Eukaryota, Fungi, Ascomycota, Sordariomycetes, Sordariales, Chaetomiaceae. Bases 1 to 3855 code for a protein of 1284 amino acids. The record is from RefSeq and is a predicted model, not a curated record.